Choloepus didactylus (southern two-toed sloth) is the source of this 1968-nucleotide messenger RNA. Its product is annotated as protein FAM71A-like. The transcript has 2 exons. Bases 1 to 1968 code for a protein of 655 amino acids. The record is from RefSeq and is a predicted model, not a curated record. Gene Ontology annotation, cellular component: nucleus. Lineage: Eukaryota; Metazoa; Chordata; Mammalia; Pilosa; Megalonychidae.
AUGAGCAGGGAGUGUCAUCUACCCCAUUACAUGGCGCAGAGCGGCUCUGCCAGGGGCAUGUUCAACACCACCGUGGGGAAGCUGCAGCGCCAGCUGCGGAAGGGGGAGUAUGACAUGUUGAAAAAUGUCCUGAUCUUGGAGAGCGACUUUAUUCAGAUCAGCAGAAGGGGAGAGGUGGGUGACAUGCACCACCGCAUGUCAUCGGUGACUGUGGGCAGCGCAUGCACCAGCCCCAUGCUCCCCCUUCCCGACAUCAUGCUCCUGGCCCGACCGGCCACCAGCUGCGUGGAGCCUCCUGCCCGGGGCACCAAGGGGAGAGGCCGCAGUUGUAGCACGGCUUUAGAGCUCACCAGGCUCCUGCCCCUGAAGUUUGUGAGGAUCUCUGUCCUUAAUCGGGAGAAACAGCAGCUGCACCUGAAGUUUGUCACUGGCCCUUCUUACUACCUGCAGCUGUGUCCCCCUCUAGAUGGCCGGGAAGACCUCUUUAGUUACUGGGAACAACUAAUUUAUCUCCUGCGACCCCCAGUGGAAGGUAACAGCAAUACCCACGCCGUUCCAGCUGAGGACGUGAGAUGCACGCCCGUGUUUAAGGAAGUUGACAGAACAAGCACAGCAAGUAGGGAUUUCCUUGGAAUGGGUGACCGGGACCAAGUCAGCAUCAGGAGCCUCCACGUGUUGUCGGAGGUGUCUGAGGCCUCCUCUGCUGCUUUUUCCGGGGGACAGGGGAUCAAAUAUGCCUCCCAGAAACCCACUAGCACACCGGACGUGUCCACCCCCAAACCUGCACAGCCUGCCAAAGGGGCCGCGUCUGGGGCACUAGCAGGGGCGGCAGGAAAGGGCACCGCAGCAGGCUUCAUGGGCGCGACAGAGUCUACGUCUGCAAAUUUUGAGUCCAUCAAUGUGGCAAUAGCAGGAGCAGCUGCCAAGGGACCAGGAGGAAACAGAAGCAUCAAGGCCAUUGCGUGUAUCGCCAGCGUUCCCUCUAAGAGAGCUAAGUUUACCGUGGCACAUGCUGCAACCAUGUUCAACACCACCGUGGGGAAGGUGCAGUGCCAGCUGUGGACGGGGGAGUAUGACAUGUCGAAAAAUGUCCUGAGCUUGAAGAGGGACUUUAUUCAGAUCAGCAGAAGGGGAGAGGUGAGUGACGUGCACCACCGCAGCUCAUUGGUGACUGCGGGCAUCGCAUGCACCAGCCCCAAGCUCCCCCUUCCCGACAUCACGCUCCGGGCCCAACUGGCCACCAGCUGCGUGGAGCCUCCUGCCUGGGGCACCAAGGGGCAUACACACAGUACAGCGGUUUCCACCACCAUCUCUCCAGAGAGCAGCAUGAAUGCAGAAGCCCAGAAGCCAAGAGGGAAUAUGCGGAAACAAAGGGAUAAGGACAGCGCCCUCUGGAGGAAGAGUUCCCGCCCACCCAAGACAGGUGCAAGUCAGAAGACUAAGGCACCCGAGGUGGGCCAAACAUCACUGGGCCGUUCCUUGGCCAACCGCAGAUCCACGGAAGUGGACAAGAAGGAAAAAAGCCUUGGGAGCCCAGGGGACAGCAGGCGUGCUGCCACUCAGAAAAUUAGCAACCACACACCCAGCACAAAGGAAUCUAAAACAUCUCCCAAAUCAGGGAGGAGCCUCUCACCAGGGAGUUUGGGCUCUAUGAACUCCAGGCACAGCAGGAUAAGCUCCUUCUUGAAAAAUGUGAAAGCCAAACUUAGGGAAAAAACAGCAGCCUUGCCCCGUGGUACGGAGGUGGCCGUGUCUGAGACGGUGGAGGGGAGCAGCGUGGCGGUCACCCUGGAGACAGCAGAGUGUGACCAAGCGGUCACCAUCGGUGUCAUGACAGCUGAGACUGUGGAGUCCGUGAUCUCUGAAGCCCGGGAAAUAGCCAGAGCCAGAAGCGCCACAGAGGACCGGGGCCCAGGGGAGUAUCCCCACAGGGACGGCUCCCGGCCUUCCCCAAUGCUGUUCAAAUAA